Messenger RNA from Akanthomyces muscarius, 1191 nucleotides. RefSeq lists its product as uncharacterized. Bases 1 to 1191 code for a protein of 396 amino acids. The record is from RefSeq and is a predicted model, not a curated record. Lineage: Eukaryota; Fungi; Ascomycota; Sordariomycetes; Hypocreales; Cordycipitaceae. The transcript has 2 exons.
AUGGCACCGCGACGCGGAGGCGGUGUUCACACUGGCGGCGGCAGCUCUGGCUCCGGCUCCGGCUCCGGCUGCGACAGUUGCGACAGCCCCAUGGGCUCACAGUUCUUCAACCUCUACGCCACGGGCAGCAUCUACGGGCAGCUCGUCGUCAACGCCAUUCUCGCCGCGGUCCUGCUCGUCGUCUUCUUCCUCAACCGCCGGCCGGCCGCCAAGCUCGCGCACCUCGCGACGUUCUGCUUCUUUGCCGGGUGCGUCUUCCAGUGCGUGCGCUGGGGGCUCGUCGCGCGCGACAACUGGAUCCCGCACGGGUACCGCUUCGAGUCGUCCGUCGUCGUCCUGCUGCAGCGCCUCGGGUGGCCGGUGCUCCUGGCCGCGCUGCUCCGCGCCAUGCGUCCCGGAAAGAUGCUCGGCGCGGGGCCGUGGCUCGGGGUGCUGGUGCUGGGCGUGCUCAACGUGGCGUAUGUCGCGUACGACUUUGUCCUGUCCGACUCGGCCGUCAAGGAGUGGGGGCAGUACAGCAAGGGCGGCGGCUGGAUCCUGGGCGAUCGCGACUUUGGCCUGCUGUGGACGCGGAGCAUGGUGGGCAGGUUCACGGACCAGCCCGAGUACGUGCCGUAUCCGACGACGUGGUCCCUGGACGCGGCGACUCGAUUCAGGGCGUGGCGGAUGUAUCUGCCAGAAGGGUCGACAGUCUUUCGCGACAGAGACACGCAAAUCAAGAUGGGCCUGGCGGCGGAUGUCGUGGCGCUGGUGCUCGUCGUCGCCAUCGGCGGCUUACACGUCGUGACCUGGCACCGCCAAGGCAAGGCCGAGCUGCCUCGACGCAGGAGCUUCCUAGCCGUCGCCGUCGGCGGUCUGCUGCUGUCGGCCCUGUUCCGCGUCAUCGUCUCGGCGCGCUGGCUCCUACCCAACUGGCGCAUCAUCACCGAUCCGCAGCUCUGGGACGACUGGCUGGCCUACUUUCCCGACACGAACCAGCUCAACGACUUUGUGCGCAUGCCGCCGUACUGGCUCCCCGGCUACCGCACGACGGUGGAGGCGUUCCCGGUGCUGCAGGUGUUGUUUGAGCAGAUUGGGCCGGUGGUGGCGUGUGCCUUUAUCGUGCUGAGCAUGGGGCCGGAACGGCGGAGCCGGAGUGCGGUGCGGCAGCACGAGGUCGCGGCCGCGAAGAUGAACAACCAGUACAGCUGA